AUGAGUCUGUCAACAGAGCGAGUCAUCAAAUCAACACCAUUAACAGAGGCUAAGUCUGAAGCGGACUACUUCAAGAAUGCAGUCCUCGAUGCGAUUAUUCCAUUGAACACAACUGCACAACUCGCAGAGCUGUUACAAGAUGACGAAGAGGGCCUUGACGAUGCGUCCACUCGGCUUCUUCCCGUCAAGGAGCGGGACUUUCUACUUUUCGCAGAUGAGAAACUAAGAGCUUUGGCGGUGUUGCAACUACCAUAUUGUGAUGAGGAUUCGCUGAAAGGAUAUCUCUCACGCUUGAAUCUGAAGAUUGAUGUAUGGGCCUUCGAUGACUCCCCUAGUGUGGAUCCGAGCACACCAUUAGCAUCUCCAGCCAGAGAACUUGUCACCACUGUGGAUGCGAUUCAGAAAACGGAACCCGUUGUGCUUGCCAGUCAAUCACCAGAGCUUGGCCAGAUCUUAACCCUUGUAUGGGCUGUAGAGAUACUGCUGGCCAGGCCAAGAGCUCGAGUUUCUCAUCCCGUCGUCGUCUUGAAUCCAUCGGCGACAGUAAGCUCUGCGACUCAGGAGGAUGAUGGUCAGCCUCAAGAUCUUUCCCCAGGACAACCAUUGGAGACCAAUGUUCUCGAGCCCAUGCGAUUUAUUCCCGGGUUGCAGAAUAACCCUCCAUACUUGGCUGCCUCACGGCUUCAGCGCGUACUCCCUAUCCCGACGUCGCAACGACACCGCUUUCACAUUGGACAUGUUCCCCCGCGACGGCAUAAGGCCGUACCUGCCACCAUUGCUCGGUUACGAUAUAAUAAAUUUCAUACGAAUUCUCCGUCGCCUACCAACGUCGGUCUGUUAGACAUGGAGAUAAUUCCAUUCGUGCAAAUUGAGGCGACAAUCGAGCAGGUUGAUCUUGCCUUGACCAAUGGCGAAGUUGAACCAUUAAUGCCUAGUUUCCUUCCGAUGCAAUGCCAGUCUGGGGAUUGUAUAACAUUCAUGUACAAACUUCAUCAGGCAUCCAACGUUGGUUCAAAUUCGGCGCUUGGCGUGAUGAAUCCAAACAUUGAUGUUCUACUUGUCAAGAUCUUACUAUAUGUACACAUCUCCGCCAAAUGUCGUCCCGUGGUCAUGAUGGAGUGGACCACGCACGUCGACUUCACCCAGGCCCUAAAUCCAUCAUACGGCCCACCAUCACAACCAAUCCAAAGGCCAAAUCGACCAACCAGUCUGCCCGUUAGCAACGGCAACGGGUCCUCUGCAGCCGUGACAUCGAUAGUCACGAGCUUACAACCCGUAUACGAUACGAUACCACACAGUGGGCUUUCCAUCUCAUUCAGCGCAUCCAAUGAGCCCGUCGAAAUAGGUAAACCAUUCACGUGGAAGAUCUUGGUUGUCAACCAGUCAUCCAAAAUAGCACGCAUAGCCAUCAUCCCACUCCCGCGGAUCCAGAGACAAACGACACAAGCACAAAGUUUCGCCAAGCGACACGCCCCGAAAUCGUCCACUGCAUCCUUCCACCCAAGUGAACGCAGACACACGAAGAAUGGGGAGGAUGCCGACAUGGGCCAGGCCAUCGUGGAGGAGAACGUAUUGUAUGCAAUGCAGCAUUCUGGCGGUGUGCCACCUGAGACGGACUUGCUCGCGUUGACGGCCGAGCUGAGGAUCGGGCCUCUGGCACCUGACCAGUGCUAUGAGAGCGAGAUUCAGAUGAUUGCAUUUCAGGUCGGCACCCUCCAAGUCGACGUCAUGCGAGUUGUUGAUCUCGUCAAGGAGGCUGGAGACGGGGUCGGCGCUCCAGGUGUGGUUGCCGACAUUCGAGAUCUUCCAGAUGUGGUUGUGGUCGAAGCCGGCCAGUAA
Messenger RNA from Exophiala bonariae, 1839 nucleotides. RefSeq lists its product as uncharacterized. The transcript is spliced from 2 exons. The record is from RefSeq and is a predicted model, not a curated record. Lineage: Eukaryota; Fungi; Ascomycota; Eurotiomycetes; Chaetothyriales; Herpotrichiellaceae. Bases 1 to 1839 code for a protein of 612 amino acids. Gene Ontology annotation, cellular component: TRAPPII protein complex; trans-Golgi network. Gene Ontology annotation, biological process: intra-Golgi vesicle-mediated transport.